This is a messenger RNA of Doryrhamphus excisus (bluestripe pipefish), 1788 nucleotides long. RefSeq names its product 14-3-3 protein beta/alpha-like. The record is from RefSeq and is a predicted model, not a curated record. NCBI's taxonomy places the organism in Eukaryota, Metazoa, Chordata, Actinopteri, Syngnathiformes, Syngnathidae.
AGUGAUUUGUGACGUCAUCCACCCUGCACGGGCCGAGUCUUUAAAUAGUAGAAUAGGGGAGAAACCCCGUGGACUGUUCACACGACAAACUGAGAGAAUUAGCUGGAGGUUUCCAGACGACACCACUGCAAUCUCCCGUUGCACAGUGAGCAGCCAUGAGUGCGGAAUCCAUUGACAAGUUGAUCAGGAAGGCCAAACUUGCUGAGCAAGUGGAGCGUUAUGACGACAUGGCUAACGCUAUGAAGUCUGCAGCAGAGCUUGAAGAGAAAGAACUGAGCAGUGAAUAUCGCAACCUGCUUUCUGUGGCCUACAAGAAUGUGGUUGGGGCUCGCCGAUCCUCUUGGCGUGUUGUGUCUAGCAUUGAGAAGAUGGAAGGUGGUGACAUAAAGCAGUCCUUGGCCAAGGACUACCGUGAGAAAAUUGAAAAUGAGCUCAAAGAAAUCUGCAAGGAUGUGCUGGGUCUCUUGGACAAAUCUCUAAUUCCAAAAACUGUAUUGCCUGAAAGCAAAGUCUUCUAUUUAAAAAUGAAAGGCGACUAUUACCGCUACCUAGCUGAAGUGGCAACAGAAUCCGAGAAGGAAGAAAUUAUUAGCACCUCAGAGGAAGCCUACAGAGCAGCCUUUAAAAUCAGCCAAGACACGAUGACAUCCACCCACCCAAUCCGCCUUGGUCUUGCUCUCAAUUUCUCUGUUUUUUUCUAUGAGAUCCGCAACUCACCAGAAAAGGCCUGUGAACUGGCUAAAUCUGCUUUUGAUGAUGCCAUUGCGGAGCUCAACACGCUGAGUGAAGAUUCCUACAAAGACAGUACACUUAUCAUGCAGCUACUGAGAGACAACUUGACAUUGUGGACUUCUGAUAGCCAGUCUGAGGAUACAGAGGAUGCCAAAGAAUGAGCUGAACCCCAAUUGUCUCUUCUCGCCAGUGGCCAUCAUCAUGACCAUAAACACUGAGACCACCAUAACCAUAAUUAUUGUCCAGCUCUCCAGAAUGCCUCUUGCGUCGGCUCACCUCUGUUAACUGGUAUUUGUAGUAAUUCAAGGUAUGGGCAUAUAGGGGUUUUCCUUAUGCAUACUGUAGGUUUGUAUGGUUCUAAUGGUGGUGGGUUAACUCUUUAAAGUUAAAAAGCAGUAUGCGUGUCAGUGGUUUUAGUUUUCUUACAUCUUUUGAUAAAGAAAUAUACCUCACAAGACGAAACAUUGGCUGUUGAAUGAAAGCAGGCUAAAAUACCAAGGAAGGCCAAGUCUGAACACAAAGGUUGCAUUCCAUCACUGUCAAAUGUUUAAGUUUCUACAGUUUAAUUUACUUGUUUUUAUAUGAUUUAUGUUUGUGUAUCGGUUACGAGGUAUCAAAGUUGCAGUGGCAUACAAGCUUCUUGGUGUUUUGUGCCUCUGGGGGGGAAAAAAGCUCCACAUGCUACUUUUUUCAAAUUGUGUUUUACUUUUCAUGUUAUCACAUGUUUGUGAUAGCAGAGCAAGUUCUUCCAGGUAAGUGGAAUAAAACAUUUUAACAUUUUAAUUCAUCCAUUAAACAGGCAAUCUAGACUAUUGACUGGAAAGUUGGAUUUUUUUUAAUGCAGUGUUCUGUCUGCAAUAAUCCAUUGUAUUGUCAGCAAUGCUGUGGAUUGUCAGCACCCGGGGGUAUUUCUUAAAAGACCACAGUGUAUGUUUUUAAACUGUAAGCCAGUCAUUAUAAAUCAAUUGUAAUUUCUGUGAUUCAUUGAUGCAGUGAAUCACAUUGAAAUGCGAGAAAAGUCAUCUUCCAAUUAAACAUGAAUGUGGUUUUGUCUUC